AGCAGCGGGUAACAAGCGCUGCGCUGCAGUCUGUGUCCAAAAAGCCGAUUUACACUUUUAUAUGCCAGUUAUGAGUGCAACCAACAAACAGCGACAGCAUUUCCGCAAUGCCGAAUCCAACGAUUGAACAAUAAGCGUGCGCUAACAUCAACAUUAAAAGACUUUGCUAAAUUGUGCUACAUAAAUAAAUAAAAAAUAGAACACACUAAGAAAAAACAAGUUGAGCCUGGCAUCAAGUUUGUGUGAAAAAAGCUUUGCAUUGCAAACGGACAAAAACAAAAGCCGCAUUCAGUUUUAAAGUGAAAGUGGAGAAUAAAAAUUGCAUGGCAUCUUUUAGGCGCAGCGCAUAAAAGUUUCGAUUGAUGACGGUCGCUGGCAUUGUUGUUGUUAUUGUUAUUCCCGUAGUUGUUGUUGUUGUUGAUUUCUUGAACCUCUUGUGAAGCGCCCAAACAGCAGCUGUUUAAAUGUAUUUUAGUGCUUGCACACAACAACGGCCAGCCCCCUUGAGGGCCGGCAACUCAUGGAGUAUUCAAACUCAAAGCGUUUGAAUCAUAACGAGCAGCAGCAGCAGCAGCCACAAAACGAACACGACCAGCAAACCAGAAUUUCACUUGCAAGCGGCUACUUUCGCAGCAGCGAUACGCCAACAACAACAACAGCAGCAGUUGAUGCAGUAGCAACCACACCAACAACUGGCAGUCAGCGUUGCCUCAAUACGCCACCCACAACACCCAGCAGCCCAUUGCGAGAGCCGCCACAAAGUCCUUCGGACGGACAGACUUCAUCGCUGAGCUCGCAUUCCGUGUCCAGUGACAUCUUGUUGGGUGAGUAA
Molecule: messenger RNA, 832 nt
Organism: Drosophila nasuta
Lineage: Eukaryota; Metazoa; Arthropoda; Insecta; Diptera; Drosophilidae
Exons: 2
Coding region: 521-832 (103 amino acids)
Source: RefSeq, a predicted model, not a curated record